This is a messenger RNA of Frankliniella occidentalis (western flower thrips), 1554 nucleotides long. RefSeq names its product 3-ketodihydrosphingosine reductase (gene Kdsr). Gene Ontology annotation, molecular function: 3-dehydrosphinganine reductase activity. Gene Ontology annotation, cellular component: endoplasmic reticulum membrane. NCBI's taxonomy places the organism in Eukaryota, Metazoa, Arthropoda, Insecta, Thysanoptera, Thripidae. Bases 218 to 1222 code for a protein of 334 amino acids. Gene Ontology annotation, biological process: sphingolipid biosynthetic process. The record is from RefSeq and is a predicted model, not a curated record. The transcript is spliced from 8 exons.
AUAGAAGUGCAAAUAACCAGGGGAUAACCGAAUAACCGAACCGCCCAGCCAGCCAUAACCGCCACGGCUCAAAACAAGUUGAGUUUUCCCAUGCAUUCACACAGUUUUCCUGUUGUAUUUUCGUUGCGCGAUUGAUUACGGAGCUCAUGUGACUGCCACAUCACAAUUUCCUGGAGUCUUCAUCAGUAUAUUUUCUAUGCAACAUUAUUAGUCUAAAAUGAUGAGUAUCUUAAUUGCUAUUGGGACGUGGGCCCUGUCAGUUGUUGUACUUCUUGUGGGUGGAGUCUUUGUAUUUGAGUGGUUACAAAGAGCUAAAUCAAUCUCUGGAAAACAUGUUGUGGUCACGGGAGGCUCUAGUGGAAUCGGGAAAAGUAUUGCUAUAUCAGCUGCGAAACGUGGUGCACAUGUAACUAUCAUUGCACGCAAUCAAAAACGUUUAGAAGAGGCCACUCAAGAAAUUACUAAAGCAGCAGCUGAGAGUUCCCAGAGAGUUCAGCAUUUGUCACUUGAUCUCUCUUCUGAUUAUUCGGCUGUUGAAACCGCAUUGUGGGCUUUAGAGGAAGAAUCAGGACCCAUCUUCAUGCUCAUCAACUGUGCAGGUGGGGCUGUUUGUGGAAAAUUGGAAGAUACCUCAGCAAAUGAUAUUCAAGGGCAAAUUUCUAUGAACUUUUUGAGCACUGUAUAUCCAACAAAAGCACUUAUUUCACGAAUGAAAAGUCGUGGCGAAGGAGUUGUGGCUAUAACUGGUUCUAUUUCUUCCCUCUUUGGGAUUUAUGGAUUUUCAAUCUACAGCAGCACAAAGUUUGCUCUUCGAGGUUUUGCUGAAGCCCUUCAGAUGGAGACUAAACCUUAUGGAGUUUCAGUGACUCUCUCCUUUCCACCUGACACUGACACUCCAGGUUUUGCUAAUGAGCAGAAAACAAAACCUAUGGAAACUCGGCUUAUUUCUGAAUCUGCUGGGCUCAUUCAUCCUGAUGUAGUGGCAGAGAAAACCCUUAAUGAUGCAUUGAAAGGAAAGUUUUUUAGCUUUGUUGGUUUUGAGGGAUGGCUUGUUAGUGCAGUCUGUGCGGGUAUGUCACCUCCUUCAUCCUACUCUGCUCUUGCAUUAGAGGCUUUAUUUAUGGGUCCUCUACGACUUGUCAGUGCUGGACUCCUGAUGAAUUUCAAUGCCAUAGUUAAGAAAUGCAAACAUGAUCGAAACAAGAAUAAAAAGGUGGAGUAACUAAACUGUGUUAAACAGCCUAUGCUCCUCUGCUAUAGAGUCCAUUGCCCUUUGUUAUGAGCACCUUUAGUAUUUUUUGUAGUGUGCCAGUUCAAAUUCAAAAGUGGCCUUAACCCUAAGUGUACUGAGCACUGAAAAUUUGAAUUGUGACCUUCCACUUGUAUUACUGUGAUACUCUUUGUUUAAAAAUCUAUUGAAACUGCAUUUACUUAACUAGGAUAAGUCCCAAGUUUUGCAUUAUUUUACAAUGUUUCACAGUCAUGUACUACCAGACUGUAAUACAGUACAGCAUCCAGCUUUUUCCCAAAAUAAAUUUUUAUUGAUUUAUUCAA